Messenger RNA from Mycena citricolor, 2535 nucleotides. The record is from the annotation of a GenBank genome assembly. Lineage: Eukaryota; Fungi; Basidiomycota; Agaricomycetes; Agaricales; Mycenaceae.
UCGACGCCGAAGCCGUGAACAAACCGAACGACUGCGAGGCGCGAGAAUUCGAGAAUCAGGGACAACAUGGAAAAUCCGAGCUGUAGACAGAGACCGCCUGUGCAGCACGCGAGGCUCUCAGAGCAAUCCUGUGCUAACAAGCUCGCGAGGCGCGAGCAUGACCACAGAGUCGGUGGAGACCAGUGAGCACCUUCGUCGCCCUGAUACUUUGCGCCUGAGCUGGGCCGGUUCGACGCGGAUCUGAGGCUCUCUUUCCAUCCGACUCGUCGCUCGCACCGUUUCUGAUCGGCUGGAUUGGCAGCAAAGCAAGGCGAGCGCAUAUUUUCGAGCUUACGUUUCACGAGCCCAUAAUCAGAUUUGAACGGGGUUGACGAACAAUCAGGAGACGUCCACAAGCACUCGUGAGAGAACAUAGGGUCGUCGACUUGGAGUAGAGUAGGAUAUGGCCAUUCUACUGGCGUUUUUCUCGAUGAAUCCUGCUUGUAGAGCCGCAGAGCACCGACUCGAAGCUACGAGAAUACAUCGCUAUCCAACUUGCGACGUCCGGGCGAAUGAUCAGCGGUAGUUCGGAUGGCAACACCGAGCAGCUACGCACUCAGCCGCAUCCAGACUUUGCUAAUCUAUGCAGCGCCGAGUCUGGACCAGCAGGCCGUUCGAUGCCCGAGCGACUGACCGCCCAUGCCCGACGGAUAGGUCCCAAGCGCCUGGCCAAGUAUGCUUGUAGAGGCCGAGCCGGUGAUGUCGCGACACGGUCGCGUUGAAUGACGGAAGCGAAGCGAUUUUGGCGUUAGCGUGGACCGCUGCGGCAGUGACCUCAUCAUGAUCCCAACACCGAGUCGUUCUCAUGACAAUCCGCAAGAGUCGCAGACGUUGACUCCUGGGAGAGGACUGCCAGAGCUCCGCUGGGUGCGUCACUCGCCGACGAUACAGGGGAAUCAGCUAUUUGCAAUUUCAAGCUCAAGAACGAUUCAUGUUAUGGAUCUGAAGCCUAACGAAACAGACAAUUGACAGUGCGAAUCCGGGCCAUAUCCGUUCGAAAUCGAUCUGAUGGGUCCCGGCGGGCGGCAUCUUCCUUACGUUGUCUUACGACGCGCAAUUAGCACAAUCCCCAACGAACAACUCGGACUCUGUGUCCGCCAGUCAAUGGCUGCAUGGUCCGCAGCAUCGACCAAGGGUAGCUUCAUUGUUGCCGGGCUGGGGGAGAUCGCGAUUUGGAUAUAAAAUGAGGCAUCUGCGCUAUCGACAGCAUAUCUCCCUCCUCUCAUCCUGCUCGAGAUGCCUGCAAUCGCCACUUUCCUUCGUCUUUCUGCUCUCGUCGGUGCAGCACUCGCGCUACCGAGCGACGUGAAGCGCACGACGUGCACGGUCAACAGCGUGGCGAGCUCGACCAACCUGAGCGGGUGCUCGGACGUCGUCAUCCAGGGCUUCACGGUGCCUGCGGGUAACACGAUCACGAUCGCUGCUGCACAGGGCGCGACGGUGACCUUGGCCGGCGAUGUCGUCUUCGCGAAGACGACGACCGCUGGUCCUCUCUUGACCUUCAACACCCCCGCGAUGAACUUCAACGGAGGAAACCACACGAUCGACGGCAACGGUGCGUCGUACUGGGAUGGCCAAGGAACGAACGGCGGGACCUUCAAGCCGCACCCCUUCAUCAAAUUCAAGGGCUACGGCACGUUCGAGCAGUUCACCGUUCUCAACUCGCCGGCCCAAGCGAUUUCUGUCGGGACCAGUGGCGGCCAAACCAACAUCUCCCAAGUCAUCGUCGACAACUCUCUGGGUGACUCCAAGGGCGGCCACAACACCGACGGAUUCGACGUGAGCGCCAACGACGUCACGAUCUCGUCCUCGACGGUCAAGAACCAGGACGACUGCCUCGCGCUCAACGCGGGGAGCAACAUCGUCUUCGAGGACAACACCUGCGCGAACGGCCACGGCAUCUCGAUCGGCUCGAUCGCGACGGGAAAGAGUGUGACGAACUUCCAGGCGCUGCGCAACACGGUGACGAACAGCUUGUACGGGAUCCGCAUCAAGGUCCAGGCCUCCGCGACCAAUGCCAACGUUUCCAACGUCCUCUACGACGGCAACACUUUGACUGGGAUCACAUCGUACGGAGUCUUGAUCACGCAGAGCUACCCCGCCAACAACGGCACGCCGGGUACCGGUGGACCGAUCUCCGACGUCCGCUUCACCGGCUCGCCGACGACGGUGUCUGGAACCAGCAACGCAUACGGGCUGGUCGUCGACUGCGGUGCCUGCACCGGCACCUGGGACUUUUCCGGCCUCCAGAUCCUCUCUGCGGGCAAGGGCCACACCCUCGCUCUCGACCGAGCAACGCUCUCGGGUGGCAGCUACUAAGUGCCCUGUUCUCGUCUGAGGCCCGUUCGAACGCACAGCACAUGGCUGACCGCUCCUUACAUUCAUUACAUCCUCGCCUUAUAAUGUUUUAAAUAUCUCUACAUAGUCGGCCUCUCGGUUUCUAUCAGACUCUAAUCAUUACUGUGAUCCACGUAAAGCCAGCUCGGCUAUCCUGCG